GGAUAUUUUUAUUGUUAUUAGCUAUUGACCAUAUUACUGAAGUUAUGUUCUUUUCUGAUCAUAUUGCUAGUAAUAAGCUGAUAGUUGGAGAUUCAGGUUGAAGUAGGAUGAUGGAAGAAGAGAAUGCUACUCAACGAGGCAUCGAUAACAUGGAAAAUAAAGUUAUAGUAUCCUCAGAUGGCUCAAAUUGUGCACGAGUACAGGACAAGACAGAGAAACAGAAAGUGGCUGCUGCUGCUGCUGAAGUUCCAUACUAUAAGUUGUUAUCUUUUGCUGAUACAAUAGAUCAUGCAUUGAUGAUUAUUGGUUCGAUCGCAGCUGUUGGUAGUGGAAUUAGUUUUUCGAUGAUGGCUGUUUUUUUUGGAGAGAUAGUUGAUUCCUUUGGAAUGACCGUGGAUAACGAAAAAGUUGUUGGUGAAGUUUCUAAGGUUAGCCUUAAAUUCAUUUAUCUGGCUCUGGGUUCAGGUCUUGCUACAUUUGCACAGGUGACUUGCUGGACGGUCACGGGGGAAAGGCAGGCUGCUCGAAUCAGAUGUUUAUACCUGAAAACUGUCUUAAGACAAGAUAUUGGAUUUUUCGAUCAGGAGACUAACACUGGUGUCAUUAUCGAAAGACUGUCUAGUGAUACUCUUACUAUUCAAGAUGCCAUUGGCGAAAAGGUUGGAAAAUUUAUCCAGAUAUUAGCAACAUUCCUUGGAGGAUUAGUAAUAGCUUUUAUUAAGGGGUGGCGUCUGGCGUUGGUCUUGUCAUCUUCGAUUCCUCCACUUGUCCUAUCUUCUGCUGUCUUGACUAUCCUUCUGACGAAACUAGCAUCGCGUGCACAGACUGCUUAUUCAGAAGCUGCAACUGUGGUUGAACAGACAAUAAGCUCAAUUAGAACUGUUGCAUCGUAUACUGGGGAGAGAAGAGCUAUUUCUGAAUAUUACAAUUCUCUGAACAAAGCUUACUAUUCUGGUGUACAAGAAGGUUUGGUUUCAGGGAUCAGUAUGGGUGUUUUCUUUUUUGUUUUCUAUUCAAGUUAUGCUUUAGCAAUAUGGUAUGGUGCAAAAAUGAUUUUGGAACACAACUAUACUGGAGGAGAUGUGAUGAAUGUCAUGAUGGCUACACUGACCGGCUCCUUUACUUUAGGACAGGCAUCUCCAUGCUUGCAUUCGUUUGCUGCUGGAAAGGCUGCAGCGUUUAAAAUGUUUCAGACGAUAAACAGAAAGCCGGUCAUAGAUCCUUAUGAUAUGAAAGGACGGAAACUUGUUGACAUUAGUGGUGACAUUGAACUUAAGAAUGUUCAUUUCUGUUAUCCUGCAAGACCACAAGAGAGCAUAUUUGUUGGUUUCUCUGUGUCCAUACCUAAGGGAACAACGACAGCUCUAGUAGGACGAAGUGGAAGUGGAAAAUCGACUGUGAUCAGUCUAAUAGUGAGGUUCUAUGAUCCACAGGCUGGUGAAGUUCUGAUUGAUGGUAUAAAUAUCAAAGAAUUUCAGCUUAGGUGGAUCAGGGGAAAAAUUGGCCUUGUUAGCCAGGAACCUGUGCUGUUUGGUUCAACGAUAAAGGAUAAUAUUGCCUACGGGAAGGAUGAUGCAACACUUGAAGAAAUUAAAGAUGCAGUUCGACUUGCCAAUGCAUCCAAAUUCAUUGAUAAAUUACCUCAGGGACUAGAUACCAGAGUUGGCGAUCACGGAAGUCAGUUAUCUGGAGGCCAAAAGCAAAGAAUUGCUAUUGCAAGAGCUAUACUGAAGGAACCCAAAAUUCUACUUCUGGAUGAAGCUACAAGUGCUCUUGAUGCAGAAUCUGAGAGGAUUGUUCAAGAUACAUUGGAUAGUGUCAUGAUCAACCGAACUACAGUAAUCGUUGCACAUCGCUUGAGUACAGUAAAGAAUGCAGAUGCAAUAGCUGUACUUCAGGAGGGAAAGAUCAUCGAAAAAGGUUCCCACUUGGAACUAAUGAGAAAAAAGGAAGGAGCAUAUGUUCAGCUUAUACAGUUGCAAGAACUUAGCAAAUAUUCAGGAGAGCAAGAAUCAAAUGAACUGGAUAGUGAAGAGAUAAUCACAAAUCAGCAGAUUCCUGUGACACGAUCAGCAAGUAGGCACUCAUCGGAAGUUGAGAAUAUCAGCCAUCAUCCGGUAUCCUUUUCAGUUAGUGCAGCAGAGAAAGCAGUUGGUGAAUGUCAUGAUCCUAAUUCAACAGUUAUAAUGAGGAAGGAUAAAGAUAACACGUUUUAUCGCUUGGCCUUAAUGACCAGACCAGAGCUUCCAGAAUUAUUACUUGGUUGCAUAGCUGCAGUGGUCAAUGCUCUAAUAUUACCAAUUUUCGGGGUGCUUCUUUCUUAUGUUAUUAAGACUUUCUAUGAGCCAGCUCAUGAACUCAGAAAGCAUUCAGGAUUUUGGUCAUUGUUAUUUCUUGGUCUAGGAUUGACAUCUUUACUAGCAAAACCCUUGAGGACGUUCUUUUUCGCUGUAGCAGGAUGUAAGUUAAUCAAGAGAAUUCGCUUAAUGUGCUUCGAGCAAUUAGUUUACAUGGAGAUUAGUUGGUUCGACAGAAAGGAGAACUCGAUUGGUGCAAUUGGCUCCCGACUAUCUACAGAUGCAGCAUCUGUCCGAGGUAUGCUUGGAGAGUCACUUGCUUUGCUUGUUGAGAACACUUCAACAGCUGUAGCUGGUUUAGUUAUUGGACUUGAAGCAAGCUGGCAAAUGACACUCAUAAUGAUAGUUAUGGUGCCUCUAAUUGGACUACAUGGAUAUCUGCGCUUGAAAUACACUAAUGGUGGUGGCGCUGAUGUUAAGAAACUAUAUGAUGAUGCAAGUCGAGUUGCGCAUGAAGCGGUUGGAGGUAUCAGAACAGUGGCAUCUUUCUCUGCUGAAGAGAAGGUGGUGCAAUUGUACAAAAGAAAAUGUGAAGGUCCAGUUAGAGCGGGAAUAAAAGAAGGGCUAUUGAGUGCUGCAGGUUUUGGUUUUUCAAUGUUCUGCUUUUACUCUGUGUAUGCUGCCAGUUUUUAUGCUGGUGCUCUAUUGACUGAGUCCGGUACGGUCACAUUUGCUGAGGUUUUUCGGGUUUUCUAUGGUCUUAGCUUGACAGCUACCGCGAUUUCUCAAUCAGGUGGCCUUGCUCCCGACUCCUCCAAAGCCAAAACUGGUGCAUCUUCAAUCUUUGCACUUCUUGACCGACAAUCCAAGAUAGACUCGAACAAUAACUCAGGAAUGAUAUUGGACAAUGUGAAGGGAAACAUUGAGUUUCAACAUGUCAGUUUCAAUUAUCCAAGUCGACCUGAGGCUCAAGUCCUAAAAGAUCUAUGCCUAUCCAUUAGCUCUGGUGAGACGGUUGCUCUGGUGGGAGAAAGUGGGAGCGGAAAAUCAACAGUUAUUUCCUUGUUGCAAAGAUUUUACGAUCCCGAUUCAGGCCUAAUCACAUUAGAUGGACUUGAAAUUCAAAAACUGAAUGUGAAAUGGUUGAGAGAGCAAAUGGGACUAGUAAGCCAGGAGCCUAUAUUGUUCAAUGACACAAUCAGAGCCAAUAUAGCAUAUGGAAAAGAAAGUGAUGCCACAGAAGCAGAAAUAUUAGCUGCUGCUGAGUUAGCAAAUGCUCACAACUUCAUCAGUGGCUUACAACAGGGCUAUGAAACAGUAGUUGGUGAAAGGGGCAUACAACUAUCUGGUGGACAGAAACAAAGAGUUGCAAUUGCAAGAGCUAUUGUGAAAUGUCCAAAGAUACUACUACUAGAUGAGGCCACAAGUGCGCUUGACUCCGAGUCUGAAAAAGUAGUUCAAGAUGCACUUGAUAGAGUUAGAUCAGGCAGAACAACAGUUGUGGUGGCUCAUAGAUUGUCCACAAUUAAAGGAGCUGAUGUUAUUGUUGUAAUCAAAGAUGGAGUGAUUGUGGAGAAAGGAAAUCAUGAAACUUUGGUUAAUAGACAAAAUGGUAUUUAUGCUUCUCUAGUAUCAAAGUCUGCUAGCACUAUGAAGUAGUGUACAUAUAAGGAGCUGCUCGGUGCACAAAACAUCCCGCAUUCACACAAGUUCCA
Messenger RNA from Solanum verrucosum, 4012 nucleotides. RefSeq names its product ABC transporter B family member 11-like. Gene Ontology annotation, molecular function: ABC-type transporter activity; ATP hydrolysis activity; ATP binding. Gene Ontology annotation, biological process: transmembrane transport. NCBI's taxonomy places the organism in Eukaryota, Viridiplantae, Streptophyta, Magnoliopsida, Solanales, Solanaceae. The transcript has 12 exons. The record is from RefSeq and is a predicted model, not a curated record. Gene Ontology annotation, cellular component: membrane. Bases 108 to 3956 code for a protein of 1282 amino acids.